UUUCGCCACAAAUAUUUGUAAGCCUCGUAGGUGUUCGUCCAGCCGCGACACGACACGACACGGGGACUGAAGGAGGAAGAAGAAGAGGAGUGGUAGAUGAGCAGCACGGCGAAGGCGGCGGCCGCCGGGGCGGUGGGUGCCAAGUCGGCGCGGGCGUGCGACGGCUGCCUGCGCCGGCGGGCGAGGUGGUACUGCGCGGCGGACGACGCGUUCCUGUGCCAGGGGUGCGACACGUCGGUGCACUCCGCGAACCCGCUCGCGCGGCGCCACGAGCGGCUGCGGCUGCGGCCGUCGUCGCCGCCGCCGCUGGUGCCGCCGUCGGGGUCGGGGCGGCGCGACGAGGCCGUCCCCGCGGCGUGGUUCAAGCGCAAGGCGCGGACCCCGCGGUCGCACGCCGCCAAGAGCGCCGCCGCCUUCGGGCAGCUGCUGUCGAGGCGGCUCGUCGUCGUUCCCGAGGCGGCGGCUGGUAGUGGAGGGGACUCGCCGGAGGAGCGGAAGGACGAGGGGGAGAUCGUGGAGGAGCAGGAGCAGCUGCUGUACCGCGUCCCCAUCUUUGACCCGGCCCUCUCGGAGUUCUGCUCGCCGCCUCCCCUCGAGGACGCGGCGGCCGCCGUGUCCUGCUGCAAUGAGGACGGCGCCGUCGAGAACCCGACGAAGCCGUCCAUGACGACGACGACGGCUACAACGCCACCGCUCCAGUUCUUCCCCGACGGCCAAGCCAAUUUCGGGCCGACCGACGCCGAGCUGAGGGAGUUCGCCGCCGACAUGGAGGCCCUCCUCGGGCGUGGCCUGGACGACGGCAACGACGAGGACUCCUUCUGCAUGGAGACGCUGGGGCUCAUCGAGCCGGUGGACGACGACGCCGGGCGGGUCAAGGUGGAGGCCGACGGCGACGCCGGGAUGACCCUAGCGUGGUGCCACGAGCUGGACACGGAGACAUCGUCCGGCGAGAUGCUGGACAUCGACUUCGACUGCGGCUCACCUCAGGCGGCGACGACACCCGACGAGAAGGUCGGGAGCAGCGGGCCCGCCGCCGCCGACGACGACGCGCAGCUCCAGCAGAGCAACCUCGCCCUCAGCCUCAACUACGAGGCCAUCAUCGAGAGCUGGGGGACCUCGCCGUGGACCGACGGCGAGCGGCCGCACGUCAAGCUCGACGACUCCUGGCCCCGCGAUUACUCGGGGGUGUGGAUGGCGGCGGCAGGGGUGUUCGGGCACGGCGGCGAGGAGCAGGCGCUGACGCCGAGGCUGGGGAUGGACGGCGGCAGGGAGGCGCGGGUGUCGAGGUACAGGGAGAAGCGGCGGACGCGGCUCUUCUCCAAGAAGAUCCGGUACGAGGUGCGCAAGCUCAACGCCGAGAAGCGGCCGCGGAUGAAGGGCCGCUUCGUCAAGCGCGCCGCCGCCGCCGCCACCGCCGCCGUCGCCACGGCGUGCGUCGCGUAGCGCUGCAUGGCGGAAGUUUGAUCUGCCGGCCGCGCGCUCGCCAUGAAAUCACACAAGAACAAAACAACUCGUCGAAACUGCAUUAGUUUUAGCUGGUUUCUUUUACGGUCACACAUGCGUCUUCUUUUUCCAUCAGUUCACCAUUGAUGGUUGCUAAGGAUCCAAGGACUUUUAAUAAUAAUUAUUACUAUAAUAAUAAUGAUAAUACUAAAAAGUGAAUUGUACUAUUUGUUGAGAGGUAUACAGUACCCCUGCGCUCAAUUGCUGAAAGUUUUGAAAGUUUUUUUCCUCCCUUCAGAUUCAGGGGGUUGGUUGACAGUAGUAGCCUGUAGCUGUGCUGUAUGCAUAUAUGUCCAUUGGUUGUCCUGCACGGGUACAGUUCGAGGCCAGGAGAUAUACAUGUAAAUCAAUCAAUCAAUAUAUACAACUAAUUGAUUCAGUGA
Molecule: messenger RNA, 1886 nt
Organism: Oryza sativa Japonica Group (Japanese rice)
Lineage: Eukaryota; Viridiplantae; Streptophyta; Magnoliopsida; Poales; Poaceae
Product: zinc finger protein CONSTANS-LIKE 16
Biological process (GO): regulation of DNA-templated transcription
Cellular component (GO): nucleus
Molecular function (GO): protein binding; zinc ion binding
Source: RefSeq, a predicted model, not a curated record